Messenger RNA from Rubroshorea leprosula, 531 nucleotides. NCBI's taxonomy places the organism in Eukaryota, Viridiplantae, Streptophyta, Magnoliopsida, Malvales, Dipterocarpaceae. The record is from the annotation of a GenBank genome assembly.
CCCAUUCCCCAUCAAUUGGUAUCAGAUGGCUCUGGCAACAGUAGCAGAGCAGAUUGCUUUGGUAGCAGCAAAGCAGAUGGCUUUGGUGACAACAAUAGGAGAUGGCUCCAGCGGUAGCAAUAACAGAUGGCUCUAGCGGCAGCAGCAGUAGAGCAGAUGGAUCCGACAGUAGUAGAGCAGAUGCAUCCAGCAGCAACAGAGCAAAUGGCUUCAGCAACAACAGAAGAGAUAGAUUCGGUAGCAGGCUUCAGCAGCAGGCUUCAGCAACAGCAGUAGAGCAGAUGUCUUCAGCAACAGCAGCAGAGCAAAUGGAUUUGGCAACAACAAACAGCAGAGCAAAUGGAUCCGGCAACAACAUAGUAGAUGGCUUGAACAGUAGCAAAGGAGAUGGAUUUGACAACAAGUUUCAGCAGCAGCAACAACAGAGGAAAUUGAAGGUGAGAUGGAGGUGAGAAAUGGGUGAGCCGCAAACAAAGAGAUUGAGAGUGAGAUUGUAAGUGAUGAGAAUUAAAAUAAAUUAGGGUUAGGGUU